AGCGAGCCUCUGGACUUCCAACCGCUCAGCAUGUGAACCGACGCUCUGUGUGAAGUCAAGUCGAAAAACGAUGGAAAUAUAAACCUUUUAAAGUUUAAAACGUGUCUCGUUUAGCGCUAGAGUAACCGCGGGGACGCGUCAGACGCUCCGGAGUAACUUGGGUUCGCGCAACUUGAAGAACAUGGGACUUUAAGUUGUUUUCCACCGGUUCGGGAGUGAGAGUGGGCUGCUUGGAGUCACUUACAAAGACCAUCACGAAGUCAUGACACGGCGAACGUUUCACUUGGAUUUAUCUUCGUAAAACAGGAGGGAAAGACGGUCCACACGAUUUCAGCUCGAAUUACUCGGACCACAAGCGAAGUUUCGCGACAUUUAAUGUAGAUUACUUUGCUUUUUCCGCCGUUUUCAAGUCGCUCUACUUGGAUCAAAGUUUUUCCUUCCCUCCCCCCUCCUCCUCAACUAUGGCGGCGGCCAGGUCCACCACUGGCUCCGUGUUGCUGCGGAUCAUGUGGCUGCUGUGCGGGCUGUCCUCGUCCACUUCUGCUCAAAAUUACAACAGCGAGAGUGGAAUAUCGGUCCCAGAACACGGGUUCUGCCAGCCCAUCUCCAUCCCGCUUUGCACCGACAUCGCCUACAACCAGACCAUCAUGCCGAACCUCCUGGGCCACACGAACCAGGAGGACGCCGGACUCGAAGUGCACCAGUUCUACCCUCUGGUGAAGGUGCAGUGCUCCGCAGAUCUCAAGUUCUUCCUGUGCUCCAUGUACGCGCCCGUCUGCACGGUGCUGGAGCAGGCCAUCCCCCCAUGUCGGUCCCUGUGCGAGCGCGCCCGCCAGGGGUGUGAAGCCCUCAUGAAUAAAUUCGGCUUCCAGUGGCCGGAGCGGCUCCGCUGCGAGGCUUUCCCCGUCCACGGAGCCGGCGAGAUCUGCGUCGGCCAGAACACAUCCGAACCUAGCAGCCCGUCCUCCUCUUCCCCAAACUCGCCCGACCUUGUUACCCUACCGACAAACAUAGGCCGACCCAACCAACGCCCGCCCCAAAACAACCAGUACCACCAGUUCUCGUGCCCUCUGCAGCUGGAAGUGCCGCCCUACCUGGGUUACCGGUUUAUGGGGGUCAACGACUGCGGGGCUCCAUGUGAGCCCACCAAACCAACCGGCAUUAUGUAUUUCCGGGAGGAUGAGGUAAAAUUCGGCCGGCUGUGGGUCGGGAUCUGGUCCAUCUUGUGCUGUGUGAGCACCUUAUUCACAGUGCUCACCUACCUCGUAGACAUGCGGCGGUUCAGGUACCCGGAGAGGCCCAUCAUCUUCUUAUCCGGGUGUUACUUCAUGGUGGCGGUGGCCUACGCAGCUGGGUUUUUCCUGGAGGACAAAGUUGUUUGUGUGGAUAAAUUCAAGGAUGACGGCUACAGAACAGUGGCCCAGGGGACCAAGAAGGAGGGCUGCACCAUCCUCUUCAUGGUCUUGUACUUUUUUGGCAUGGCCAGCUCCAUCUGGUGGGUGAUUUUGUCCCUGACGUGGUUCCUCUCCGCCGGGAUGAAAUGGGGCCAUGAGGCGAUCGAAGCCAACUCCCAGUACUUCCACCUGGCCGCGUGGGCCGUCCCGGCCAUUAAGACCAUCACCAUCCUCGCCAUGGGCCGGGUGGACGGCGACGUGCUGACCGGUGUGUGUUUCGUCGGGAUCUUUAACGUGGACGCGCUCCGCGGCUUCGUCCUGGCGCCGCUUUUUGUCUACCUGUUCAUCGGCACGUCCUUCCUCCUGGCCGGCUUCGUGUCCCUGUUCCGGAUCCGCACCAUCAUGAAGCACGACGGCACCAAGACGGAGAAGCUGGAGAAGCUGAUGGUGCGGAUCGGGGUGUUCAGCGUGCUCUACACGGUGCCGGCCACCAUCGUGAUCGCCUGUUACUUCUACGAGCAGGCCUUCAGGGAGCACUGGCAGCGGACCUGGCACAUGCAGACCUGCAAGCGGUUCGCCGUACCCUGCCCGGUCCAUAACUUCGCCCCCAUGACCCCGGACUUCACCGUGUUCAUGAUAAAAUACCUGAUGACCAUGAUAGUCGGGAUCACCUCGGGUUUCUGGGUCUGGUCCGGGAAGACUCUCCAGUCAUGGCGGCGGUUCUACAAGCGCCUCAGCAACGGCAACCACGGAGAGACGACGGUGUAAAGUUUGGAGGAGGCAAACAAGGCGCCACGCUACGAUUUUUGGAUAUAAUAAGCAUGUAAAUGAGGUCAAAUAGCUUUCAUUUUUAAUACUAUUUUUGGACUUUUUUUUUUCUUCUUUUCUUCAGGUUGUGACUUUUUGUCACAUAACCAAACUUUGAUCUAUAUUCGAUAGAAGUUGGAUGAUUAUUUACUUCUGUUUUGUCAUCAGACAGCACACUCCUGGCUUUUGCAUCUUUUGGAUUAUGAACUGGUUUAAAUGGCCCUACUGGUCCCUGGACUGUAUUGCGUGACUGAUGAGGUUACUUUUGAUAUGAAACUCCCUAUUAUUGAUUAUAUCCUCAAUAUCACAUUUUUAAUGUACUUCCUGUCAACUCUGGUGAUAGUUUCUCACCAUAACAGAAAAGACUGAUGUGUCAAGAAGUGUGGCCUUCUGUCCAUGCUGCAGCGUAGAGGUCAACGGUUUGGCCCCGAGAGCCGCCGCACCCAGACUGUGAAUUCAUUAAUUACAGAUGCCUGGAGUAUACAUUUUAAGUCACUCUGCUUUUAGUUUGAGAUUGAAAUGCUUUAAUAUGUGUGAGAGAAAUUGCAGAGUACAAUCUCGCCUGUUUUAGUCUGAGAAAUAAUCCAUCAACUCAUGACUUUACCUGUCAUGUGGCUGCCCAUAAAUCAAAACUUUUAUUUCAUUUUUACUUUAUUUUUAAAAAUGUUUCCGACUGUUGAGUAUUUGCAUUUGUAUUGAAUGUUCACUCCGAAGGUGAAUGAAGUUAUGUAUUGGUUUGCACAGCUGUCCUAAUGGUUAAAAGUGUUAAAAUGACAGAUUCAAAGAGUUAAAGAGACCACACACACACACACACACACACACACACACAGGCCUCCACUUUCUGCAAUGAAGACACAACAGCUCAUUGUUUGUCUCUGUGUGUGGUCUCUCAACUGUUGGAUUCCUCCAUCAAAAAGACUUUUAAGCUUUUAAGACAUCCGAAGCACCAUUUCAAGUAUACAGAUUUGAUCCACACAGAGUGGAAAUGUUCGCUCGGGAUUCUGAUGUUAUUUUAUCCCGGAUAAAGAUGACUGUACACAUUCACGCUUGUAUUCUUCCCAGUGUAACCCCCCCCCCAUCCCUUAUAUUUUCACUUGAAGUGUUACACGGUUCACAUGCAGACUGAACAUUUAAGAGUUUUCAAUGAAUCAUUUUAUUCUAAGAGUCUGGGCUACGUUACAGAAGCCUUCAAACACAGAUAAACUGCUUUUUUAUUUUCUUUGCGUCUGGAAACAGGUCUCAUGUUUGAUGUUCUAAAUCAUGGAAAUGCCGGGAAGGAGGUCAAAGGUCACAACUGUGUGGGAAGAUUUUUUGGAGACAGAAAGAGAGCAGUGGAGACGCACUGUGCUGUGUUCAGCAGAGGUGGAGGGUACUAUCUGGAACAAAAUCACUGGAGACAAUAUAGCAAUUUAUUACUACAAAAUUGUAAAUGAAAUUGAAGACCCACAUUGCCAGUUUUAAAAUUUCAUUUAAAAAUAAUGAUGUCCUCACUUAACAGUGCCGCAUACAUUAUUGAUAAUAAUGGCAUCAACAUAAAAAAAAGUUACCAGUGAUUUAGUCCCAUGAAUCCUCUUUUGUAUGGAGCACACUGGCUGUUUGAAUUGAUUCAACAGACCAGUUUAUUUCUCGCCCUAAAUAAUAAAAUCAGUCUGAAAUCGUGGGGAAACCUGAGCAGAAAAGCGUGUUUUCAUCCUGACUGAUAUAGCCGCAUAUGUUUGCCAGAAGGUUUUGGUUCUCGUUGUAUAGCACAUGUUCUCUGCAUACGUCACCUGUAAAUGAUGAAUUAAAACAUUGUGCAGCAAUAAGGGUGAACAACAUAAUGGCCUUAUAGACCUGCUAUUUUUGUUAUGCUUAAUCUCUUAAAUUCUGUCCUGAAUCCACACUAAUACUAGAUAUAUAUAUAUCUAUACCCUAAGUACCAAUCUUAUACUGUUAAAGCAGUUUGUAUACAAGAACUGUCACAUUUCCCAUGUGAAUGCACUACAUACCUCAACCCUGGUUAAAGUUAGUAGGUAGUAUUGAGUUAGGAAACAUGUUAACACUCCUUUGUCCGUGUUUUAAGUAAAUUGUGCAAAAGUAUUUGUGGUGGCAUGGGGCGUGGUUAAGCUCACCUGAGUGGCUCAGGGAACAGGUGCAGGGAAGAGGCUUAAUUAGCCUCAGCUGCUUUGGAUCAGGGGUAAUGUGUCUUGCCCCUAUAUCAGGUGUGUUGCAGAGGAAGCAUGGGACUGGCAGUGCAGGAUCAAAAAUAAAGAUCAUUGCCAAACAUCACACAACAUGUACUCAUUCCUUGCUGCUGGGGGGUGGAAACCAGGGGGUUGUGACAGGACGUGUUACAGUGGCCCCCUGAUCCAAAGCAGCUGAGGCUAAUGUUCCCUGAGCCACUCCCCCGCUCCCCCCCUGCAGGUGAGCCUAACCACGCCCCAUGCCACCACAGUAUUCUGUGUAAUUUGCCUUCAGGCAGCAAAAAUCUGUUAGUGUCAAUGAUACCAGACCGAUGUGUUUGUCUUGUACUACGUUUUCAGAAGGAUUAUGAGUGUGCGUGUGUUUUUUUUAAAUGUUUUUUUAUUUUUUAUUGGAACAUAUGCAACCUACCAAGAAAACACAGACUCUGUUUUUAAAGGCAUAUUGUAUUUAUGGGGAUACUCAUUUUUGUCUUUUUCACUUGUUUUUUAAUGAGAUAAGCCUGUUGUAUGUGUACAGUUUGAAUAAAAAUGAUAC
Messenger RNA from Cyclopterus lumpus (lumpfish), 4919 nucleotides. RefSeq names its product frizzled-7-A-like. Gene Ontology annotation, molecular function: Wnt receptor activity; Wnt-protein binding. The transcript has a single exon. Lineage: Eukaryota; Metazoa; Chordata; Actinopteri; Perciformes; Cyclopteridae. Gene Ontology annotation, biological process: non-canonical Wnt signaling pathway; canonical Wnt signaling pathway. Gene Ontology annotation, cellular component: plasma membrane. The record is from RefSeq and is a predicted model, not a curated record. The coding region runs from base 462 to 2162 and encodes 566 amino acids.